Daphnia pulicaria is the source of this 907-nucleotide messenger RNA. RefSeq names its product glutathione S-transferase 1-like. NCBI's taxonomy places the organism in Eukaryota, Metazoa, Arthropoda, Branchiopoda, Diplostraca, Daphniidae. The record is from RefSeq and is a predicted model, not a curated record. The transcript has 5 exons. Bases 107 to 769 code for a protein of 220 amino acids. Gene Ontology annotation, molecular function: glutathione transferase activity. Gene Ontology annotation, biological process: glutathione metabolic process.
GGUCAAACACAUUUUACAGCGAUAAGAAUGUUUUAUCUCUGACACCAACGCUCCGUGACUUUACAAUAACGUUUACUUUGGAAAGUAAUCCCGUCCAGACCAGAAAAUGCCAAUUGAUUUGUACUACAUGUCUAUGAGCGCUCCGUGCCGGGCUGUUUUACUAACGGCCAAAAUGGUGGGAGUUGAAAUCAAUUUGAAAACAAUCAACCUGAUGCAAGGUGAGCACAUGCAACCCGAAUUCCUCAAGAUCAAUCCGCAGCACACCGUUCCCUGUUUGGACGAUUCCGGAUUUGUCGUGACAGAAAGUCGUGCCAUUUGCGCAUACCUGGUUAACAAGUACGGUAAAAACGACAAGUUGUACCCGAAAGACCCAAAAGAUCGCGCCCUAGUCGAUCAGCGACUCUAUUUCGAUCUGGGAGUUUUCUACGCUUCAUUUGCCGACUUCUAUGUUCCGAUAAUGUUCCGCGGACAAACAUCGAUAGAUGCGAGCAAGAGAAAGAAAUGGGAUGAGGCUAUGAAUUAUUUCAACACGUUCCUGGCCGAUCAGGAUUACGCAGCUGGAAAUCACUUGACUAUUGCCGAUCUAUCGUUGAUUGCCAGCGCAUCCACUAUGGAGGCCUUAAUUCCAACCAUCUUCAACGAUUAUCCAAAAAUUAAAGAAUGGAUCGAGCGUUGCAAAAGCCAGAUUGCUGAUUAUCAUGACCUCAAUCAGGUGGGUGCAAACAUUUUUGGACAAAUGGGUCAAAGUGCUCUGGCAAAAAUUCAGUAAAAUUUGUUCUAUUUUAAAAUCUCUUGGUAUCAUUACCAAGCGAAAUUAAUAUUGCAUCAAUUGUUUACCGACACGUUGUGUCAUGUAUCAAGAAAAAAAUAAUAAUUCGAUAAAGAUGAAAUAAAUAUCUAAAAAACA